Erigeron canadensis is the source of this 904-nucleotide messenger RNA. RefSeq names its product universal stress protein PHOS34. NCBI's taxonomy places the organism in Eukaryota, Viridiplantae, Streptophyta, Magnoliopsida, Asterales, Asteraceae. The record is from RefSeq and is a predicted model, not a curated record. The transcript has 4 exons. The coding region runs from base 125 to 607 and encodes 160 amino acids.
UUUUCAUUUUUACACAUCAUCAUCAAUCAAUAUAAAUAUAUAACUUCACAACUAACCGUUUCCCAAAACCUAUACACAUAUAUAUAUAUAUAUAUAAACAAAGAAUCAGUUACAUAAAACAGAAAUGGAGGCAGAACAGAAGCAACCUGUGAUGAUCGUUGGAGUAGAUGACAGCGAUCAUAGUUUUUACGCACUCGAAUGGACUUUAGAUCACUUUUUUACUGCUUCUAAUUUACAGUUUAAAUUAGUAGUUGUUCACUCCAAACCUUCUCCUACUGCCGCUAUCGGUUUCGCCGGUCCUGGUGUGGCCGAUGUCUUUCCGAUCGUUGAUUCGGAUUUGAAGAAGAUCGCCGCGCGAGUUGUGGAACGAGCUAAGGAGCUUUGCCAUUCGAAAUCGGUCGAUGAUGUGAAAUUUGAAGUUGUGGAAGGUGAUGCUAGGAAUGUACUAUGUGAAGCUGUAGAGAGGCACCAUGCUACAAUGUUGGUAGUUGGUAGUCAUGGUUAUGGAGCAAUUAAAAGGGCUGUUUUGGGGAGUGUAAGUGACUAUGUUACACAUCACGCCCAUUGUACAGUGAUGAUAGUGAAGAAGCCGAAAACCAAACACUAAGCAAACCUGGCAGCUUUACCCCGAGUAAGCAACAAAUGGUGGUUUUUGCUUGCUGUAAUUAUAUUCUUCCAGUCUUGGCUUUAAAUUGUUGUAGACAUUAGUGUCUGUCUACCUUAUCAACCAACUGCAACUUGAAAGGACGUUGGUCUUCAUUACUAGGGUGUUUGUGUAUGUGUCAUAUAAAGAUUAUAUGAUAGUGUUCGUCAUACAUGUUUGAUGGCUCUUAAUAAACCUGUAUUGACUAUUUGCUUCUCUUGAAACCCUUAGUAAAUGGAUGGCAAUAUGAAUUUUAUCUUA